Molecule: messenger RNA, 1478 nt
Organism: Dendrobium catenatum
Lineage: Eukaryota; Viridiplantae; Streptophyta; Magnoliopsida; Asparagales; Orchidaceae
Product: F-box/LRR-repeat protein At3g48880
Exons: 3
Coding region: 322-1143 (273 amino acids)
Molecular function (GO): protein binding
Source: RefSeq, a predicted model, not a curated record
CUUUGCAUAAAAAUAUCGGCUAAUCCAACAUAAAAAAUUCUCUAUACAAGAAAUGCUGAGUCCUCCAUGAAAUUUCCAUGACAGUGAAAUCUUAACUUCUGUAUUUUCUAAUAAUAUUCAGGCCUGCAAAUUUAUCAUAUUUAGGCUGUUUUUCUUGUUUUCUUGGUUUGUUCUUUGGUUUUUGCAUCGUCAAAUGCAAGUUCUUCUCGUUCAAUCUGGACUGUCAAUUGUUUAUCAUGAAGCCCGAAACAAUAUAAUGCACUGUUGAUUUUCUUCUAUUAAUAGGAUUUCAACUCCACAGAGUGAGAGUAGAAGGAAGUCAUGAAAGGAAGGAGAUGGGAGGAUUUGCCAUUUGAUUGCUUGAUCUUUGUUUUCUGCAAGUUGGGAUUUGAGGAUCUCACAAUUUCUGUCCCCUUUGUUUGCAAAUCAUGGUAUAAGGCCUCCAUUGAUCCUGACUGCUGGAGAGUUCUUAACUUUAAGGAGUUAGAUUUCUCCACAAAGAGCAAAUUCAUAGCAAGGUUCAAACGACUGUAUCAGUUGCAGAGCUUCUCCUUCUCAUCUUUCUUGAAGCUCUGCAUCACAAAAAGCCAUGGAUCUGUCAUCGAGCUUCGAAUUCCAUCCUUGCUUGGUGCUUCGUUGCAGCAAGAUUUGGUUUUGAUUUCCAUCAAGUGCCCAAAAUUAAAGGUACUUUCUCUACCUACACUUCUAUGGAAUGAUGACAAGCAACUCCCUGAGCUGAUAUGCAAGUGGAAGGAAAUGGAAACAUUAGAAAUGACAUGGAAGCCAAUUUCAUUCCUUCAAAUGCUUGAGCAAAUCAAGCUCUACUGCCCAAACUUCAGUGAGCUUAACCUCUGUGGCUUCUUCAAUGGAAAGGAUGCACAGGCAAUAAUCAGAUGCUUGCCAAAGUUGAAGUGUUUGUUUAUGAGUGCAUCAUUUCUGAGAAAAAAUGAUUUGCUGAUGAUUUUGGAAGGAUGUAAGGAAUUGGAGGAGGUUAAUGUUUCAAGGUGCAGAGGAUUGGAUGUUGAUGAUGCUGUAUUGAAAAAGGCAUCAAAGAUGAAGUUUGAGUUUGAAGGAUGCAAACCAGAAGAAAAUUAUGAGGUGACAGCACAUACGGCAAAAGAGAAUGCAAUGCUGAACAGAUAAAAUAGAUCCGAUGAAGGGCUGUGCAGUUCUGAACGCUAACCAGCACGCAUAUUUUGUGCAUAUCAGCAGUUGAUUGAUUAACUAAAGCGUUUUGUACUUAUUAUUCUCUGCAAAGUGCCGAAUCCAUAACGUUGCAGAUGCUAUUCCGGAAAAAAGCAUGAAGAAUGUUUCAGAGCUGAUGUGCAAAUGCAUGAUGAAAUGAAGAAUAGGAUGCUCUUUAUUUUAAAUCCAUGAAGCUUGUUUUAGAACAUAUAAUAACGUUAAAUAAAUCCAUGAAAGCUUGUUUUGAACCAAACUUUUAAUAUAUUUGAAUGUACAUGUAGUUUUUUUUAAUU